This is a messenger RNA of Nelumbo nucifera (sacred lotus), 2737 nucleotides long. RefSeq names its product NADPH--cytochrome P450 reductase-like. Gene Ontology annotation, cellular component: cytosol. Gene Ontology annotation, molecular function: FMN binding; NADPH-hemoprotein reductase activity; flavin adenine dinucleotide binding. NCBI's taxonomy places the organism in Eukaryota, Viridiplantae, Streptophyta, Magnoliopsida, Proteales, Nelumbonaceae. The record is from RefSeq and is a predicted model, not a curated record.
UCCUUGUCAGAUUGUCAGAGAGAGGGAGCGAGAGUGAGAGAGGGAGACGUACAAUACUGGUCGCUGUUGUCGACAGCCGGGGCGCCUCUCCGCUUCUCCCAUCCUUUUCUAGGGUUCGAGAAGCUCGGAGAGAAGCGUCGUGUUCUCGUAAAAUUUUCCUUGUUGUCUGUCUGCAGAUUAUCUCUCUCCAGUAAUAACUCUCUCUUUGCUCGCGCACUUUGUACAUUCGAGACACCAUGAAUUCGAAUGCGAAUGUCAUCACGAACUCGCUCCAAUCAAUUUUGGGAGUUUCUCUCGGAUACGAAUCGGUUUCCGAUUCCUUUGUCGUGGUAUUGACUACCUCGGCUGCAGUGCUUGUUGCACUUGCUUUCUUAGUGUGGAGAAGAUCCGCUCCGGAGAAACCCCUGAAGCCUGUCGAAGCUCUGAAGCCGGUGUCAUUUGAGGAAGAAGAGGAAGUUGAAGUGGAUCCAGGAAAGACGAAGAUAACGAUUUUCUUCGGUACUCAGACUGGCACCGCCGAGGGAUUUGCUAAGGCUUUGGCAGAAGAAGUUAGGGCUAGAUAUGACAAAGCAGUUGUCAAGGUCGUGGACCUGGAUGAUUAUGCAGCUGAUGAUGAUCAGUAUGAAGAGAAAUUGAAGAAAGAAACAUUGGCCUUUUUCAUGGUAGCCACCUAUGGUGAUGGAGAGCCAACUGACAAUGCUGCAAGAUUUUAUAAGUGGUUUACUGAGGGAAAAGAAAGAGGAACCUGGCUUCAGCAUCUCACUUAUGGUGUUUUUGGUCUGGGUAAUCGUCAAUAUGAACAUUUCAAUCAGAUUGCCAAAGUGGUGGAUGAACAAUUUAGUGAACAAGGUGCAAAGUGUCUUAUUCCGGUUGGGCUUGGUGAUGACGAUCAAUGCAUUGAGGAUGAUUUUGCAGCUUGGCGAGAGUCAUUGUGGCCUGAAUUAGAUCAGCUACUUCGAGACGCAGAUGAUGCUAAUACAGUAUCUACUCCAUAUACUGCAGCUAUUCCUGAAUAUAGGGUCGUGGUUCAUGAUCCUACUGUUACAGCCUAUGAGGAUAAAUACUCAACUAUGGCAAACGGGAAUGUUACAUUUGAUAUUCAUCAUCCUUGCAGAGCCAACGUUUAUGUUCAAAGGGAGCUUCACAAACCUGAUUCUGAUCGAUCUUGCAUACAUUUGGAGUUUGACAUAUCAAGCACCAGUCUUAUAUAUGAAACUGGAGACCAUGUUGGUGUGUAUGCUGAGAAUUGUGAUGAAACCAUUGAAGAAGCAGGCAACUUAUUGGCUCAGCCCUUGGAUUUUCUGUUUUCACUUCACACCAACAAAGAGGAUGGGACUCCACUGCCAAGCUCAUUACCACCCCCCUUCCCUGGGCCUUGUACCUUGCGCAAUGCACUAGCACGCUAUGCAGAUCUCUUGAAUCCUCCUAGAAAGGCUAGUCUUGUUGCUUUGGCUGCUCAUGCAUCUGAACCUAGUGAAGCAGAAAGACUAAAAUUUUUGGCAUCACCUGAGGGAAAGGAUGAGUAUUCGCAAUGGGUUGUUGGGAGUCAGAGAAGUCUCCUGGAAGUGAUGGCUGAAUUCCCAUCAGCUAAACCUCCCCUUGGUGUUUUUUUCGCUGCAAUAGCUCCUCGUUUACAGCCACGAUAUUAUUCAAUUUCGUCCUCUCCUAGGUUAGCACCUUCUAGAAUUCACGUGACAUGUGCUUUGGUCCAUGGACCGAGUCCCACAGGGAGGAUUCACAGUGGAGUGUGUUCAACAUGGAUGAAGCGUGCAGUUCCUUUAGAGAAAAGCCAUGACUGUAGCUGGGCUCCUAUUUUUGUUAGACCAUCAAAUUUUAAGUUACCAUCAGAUCCGUCAACUCCAAUUGUCAUGGUGGGGCCUGGUACUGGGUUGGCACCUUUCAGGGGAUUUCUGCAGGAAAGACUUGCCUUGAAGGAGGAUGGUGCUCAACUUGGCCCUGCUCUCCUCUUUUUUGGAUGUAGGAACCGUAAAAUGGAUUUCAUUUAUGAAGAUGAGCUCAAUAGCUUUGUAGAACAAGGUGUUCUAUCUGAGCUGAUUGUUGCAUUCUCACGUGAAGGACCAAAUAAGGAAUAUGUUCAGCAUAAGAUGAUGGACAAAGCAACAGAAGUAUGGAAUCUAAUAUCCAGGAAUGGGUAUCUCUAUGUAUGUGGAGAUGCAAAGGGAAUGGCUAGAGAUGUCCACCGGACUCUGCAUUCCAUUGUUCAAGAGCAGGAAAGUACGGAUUCAUCCAAGGCCGAGGCUAUAGUGAAGAAACUCCAGAUGGAAGGACGGUAUCUAAGAGAUGUCUGGUGAUUUAUCAAUAGCUGCCUUCUCCGUGAUGGCAAACCAUGAUGGGGUUUAUCAUAAUAUCUUCAGAGUAAAAUCCAUUUGUUAACCACAAGGACACCUACAAAGUUGUCUAACAGAUGAGGAUUGUGGGAAAAAAUUUUGGUUUCUGGAUAAGAGCAAACAUGUAUGCAUCAAGCAUUUGUAUGCCCUUUUCAGAUGGAAAGAAUGUGUAUGCCAUUAUUUCAAGUUUCAUAUAGGAAAGCGCUAAGAAGUAACAAGGAUUAAACAAAUUUGAGUAUUACAACCAUACCAUUUGGUAGCUGAGGCUAUCAUAUAGCUUAGGAGAUUAUGAUUGCUGGUUCACCUCUGAGAUCUUGUAAGGAUGGUAAUAGUACUGUGACUUUUUAAGUUUAGAAUAAAGAUGAUUGCUUGAAUAGGUUCUGCUGAUU